AUGGUUUUAUCUGAUAAGGACUUAUUUGACUUGAAUAAGAAGGCAGUCCAAGAAGGGUUUAAUGUCAAACCAAGACUAAAUUAUAAUACUGUUAGUGGUGUUAAUGGACCAUUAGUGAUUCUUGAAAAAGUCAAGUUUCCUCGUUAUAAUGAAAUUGUGAAUUUGACACUUCCAGAUGGCUCAAACAGACAAGGUCAAGUUUUAGAAGUCAGAGGUGAUAGAGCAAUCGUUCAAGUUUUUGAGGGUACUUCCGGUAUUGAUGUAAAGAAAACAAGAAUUGAAUUUACUGGUGAGAAUUUGAAAAUUCCAGUCAGUGAGGACACUCUAGGUAGAAUAUUUGAUGGUUCCGGUAGACCAAUUGAUAAUGGUCCAAAAGUCUUUGCAGAAGAUUAUCUUGAUAUCAAUGGUUCACCAAUUAACCCAUAUGCAAGAAUUUAUCCUGAAGAAAUGAUUUCGACAGGUAUCUCAGCAAUUGAUACUAUGAACUCCAUUGCUCGUGGACAGAAGAUUCCGAUUUUCUCUGCUUCAGGUUUACCACACAACGAAAUUGCAGCACAAAUUUGUAGACAAGCAGGCUUAGUGAGACCAACUAAGGAUGUUCAUGAUGGUCAUGAGGAAAAUUUCUCUAUUGUAUUUGCUGCAAUGGGUGUUAAUUUAGAAACGGCUAGAUUUUUCAAACAAGAUUUUGAAGAAAAUGGUUCGUUGGAGAGAACAUCAUUGUUUUUGAAUUUAGCUAAUGAUCCAACCAUCGAAAGAAUCAUUACCCCAAGAUUAGCAUUAACUACUGCAGAAUAUCUAGCAUAUCAAACAGAACGUCAUGUGUUAACAAUCUUGACAGAUAUGUCCUCGUAUGCUGAUGCUUUAAGAGAAGUUUCUGCAGCAAGAGAAGAAGUUCCUGGUAGAAGAGGUUAUCCUGGUUAUAUGUAUACAGAUCUUUCUACAAUUUAUGAAAGAGCAGGUAGAGUGGAGGGGCGUAACGGUUCGAUCACACAGAUUCCUAUUUUGACCAUGCCUAAUGAUGAUAUUACACAUCCAAUUCCUGACUUGACUGGUUAUAUUACUGAAGGGCAAAUUUCUAUUGAUCGUCAGUUACACAAUAAGGGUGUCUAUCCUCCAAUCAAUGUCCUGCCUUCGUUGAGUAGGUUAAUGAAAAGUGCUAUUGGUGAAGGUAUGACUAGAAAAGAUCAUGGUGAUGUUUCAAAUCAAUUGUAUGCCAAAUAUGCUAUUGGUAGAGAUGCUGCUGCCAUGAAAGCAGUUGUUGGUGAGGAAGCUUUAUCUACUGAAGAUAAGUUAUCUUUAGAAUUUUUAGAGAAGUUUGAAAAGACAUUCAUCUCACAAGGUGCUUAUGAAAAUAGAACAAUCUUUGAGAGUUUAGAUCAAGCAUGGAGUUUACUAAGAAUUUAUCCAAAGGAAAUGCUUAAUAGAAUUUCUCCAAAGAUUUUGGAUGAAUUUUAUGAUAGGUCUAGAGGUAAUGAGGUCGAAGAAAACCCUGAUGAACGCCCAAAAGCUGAGAAUGACGAACCAGAAGAAUCAUUAAUUUGA
Molecule: messenger RNA, 1542 nt
Organism: Kazachstania africana CBS 2517
Lineage: Eukaryota; Fungi; Ascomycota; Saccharomycetes; Saccharomycetales; Saccharomycetaceae
Gene: VMA2
Product: H(+)-transporting V1 sector ATPase subunit B
Exons: 1
Coding region: 1-1542 (513 amino acids)
Biological process (GO): proton transmembrane transport; ATP metabolic process
Cellular component (GO): proton-transporting V-type ATPase, V1 domain
Molecular function (GO): proton-transporting ATPase activity, rotational mechanism; ATP binding
Source: RefSeq, a predicted model, not a curated record